AUGGAAGCGAAAAACCAAGAGAGCCAAAACGUAGUGGAGGCGCAACCAUUCUCACCGGAGAGCCAAGAUCUUUUCGGAAGCUACGAGAUGCCACAACCCAGCCAUGGAGGGGGUGAAACCAGCCACCAGGAAGUACAACCAGGUGCAGCACCAGGUGAAUUAAACCGAAGCCUGGGAGAACCCAUAACAACUAUGCAACCUCAAACCACCAGCGGACCUGGAGAAAUACUACGAUUAACUAAUAUGAUAGAGAUGAUUAUCCAACAGUUAGGAGAAGGACAACGAAAAAUGAAUGAAGGGCAACAGAAAAUGGAAAUGAAAGUGGAUGCAGGACAACGAAAAAUGGGUGAAGGGCAACAGAAAAUAGAAGGAGCCCUACAAGCAACCAAAAGAGACCUACAACAACAAAUAGGAGAAGGACAACACAGAAUGGAAGCGAUACGGCAGGAACUAAGGUCUACACAAGCUCAAUGGGAGAAAAAAAUUCAAACCGACUACAACCAGCUCAGAGAAGAAACCCAGGUGGGAAUCAAAGAAAAUAAAUUGGAGAUUCAAGCGACGAGAGCUGAAAUGGAAUACAGCCAGAAGAAAGCCUAUGAGAAGUGGGAUGAGAAGCUGGAAAUGCACACGACUAGAACAACAAGCAAGUUUGAAGAACAAGAGGAAAUAAUUCAAGACAUUCAGGCCAAACAUGGGAAUUUCAAGGAGCGAGUCAAGGAUGCAAUUGUGGAAAUUGAAGGAAGUAUGAAGAAAAACGAAGAGCGAAUUGACCAUCAGGAUGAAGAAAUAGGAAUCAUCAAGGCGAAUUUAGAAGCUCGACCAGCCAAGGAAACCAAUUCCCAUCCAGCAAUUAUUUACAAGGCGGAUCAUUUACUUCACCAGAAGCCUAAGAAAUUUGACGGCAACAUUUGGACUAUCCAUCCAGUCAGCUUUUUGGAAGGACUGGAAAAUUAUUUAAGACAUUUCGAUAAAAAAGAUGAAACCAAGUUAUCAUAUGCCAAGGAAAUGGUGGAAGGGAAUGCCAAAGCAUGGGCUGAUUUGAAUCGUAACAACUGGAAGACUUGGGAGGAAUUUAAGGACGCUUUUAUCAAGAACUACUGGUCUGAAGAGGUACAAGGCAAAAUACGACUUCAAAUAGCUACACCCAGACUAUAUCAAGCGAAAUUUGGAAAGUACACCGACCAUGUUUGGUUUUGGGUAAAUAAGACCAACCACCUGCAACCUCCAAUGAGAGAAUCCCAGCUUGUCGACGCUUUAUCCCGACAUUUUCCAAGAGAGGUGGAGCACAUCCUCAUAGGAUCAGCAGUGAACACCGUCAAACAACUUAUCAACACUCUUGAACGAAUCCAAACCUCAAAUCAAGAAACCAGGCCAAGAUAUAAUGGACCAAAUAGAAGUCAAGAGAACACCAGAGAGGAGCCAGAGAGGCAAGAGCAGAGAAGACAAGAGAGCAGAGGCUCCCCAGCCGGAAAACUACCAGAGCAGGGACCAGGAGCUCCACUAGUCCCUCAGACAUCACGAAGAUCUCUGGAGCAAACAAGUUUAUUAACCAGCGUUCACAAUUAUUUCCAACGAUUACGACAAAAACCUACUAACACAACAAAUGAAAAACAAAUUCAAGAUAAUAAAAUCACAUCAAUAGGAACAAUCAAACAUCAAGAAAGAAAUUAUGAAGAGGAAAAAUUAAACAACUUUAUUGAAGAUUUUAAACAAAUUCAACCAGAAGAAGAGGAUGAAGAAAAUAUUUUGAACAACAAUGAACAACAAAAUUUGAGCGACGAUGAAAAGGAAGAGGAACCGAUACUAAUGAAUCAAAUUAAAGAAAAUUAUCAAGAUGAUGAAGAUUUUUUGAGCGAUCAAGAAGAAGAAGCAGAGAUUAUUGAUGAUGGACAACCAAUUAUAAUAGGAAAGCUGGAGGGGGUGGAACAACAGUUAUUAUUGGACACCGGUAGUCAAGUCAGCGUGGUUUCCGAAGAAGUUUUUGAAUUUAUACAAAGAAAAAAUCCAAGAGUUAUCACAUUACCAGUUAGUGGAAUCACGAUUCAAGGAAUUACUGGGAAAAUAGUAAAGGUUGUCAACCAAGCCCUACUCACCUUACAGAUUCAAGACAGUACAUAUGAACAGAAAUUUUUGGUUGUGAAGAAAUUAGAAACAACAGCAAUAUUAGGCACCGAUUGGAUGAGAGACAAGAAAGCCAAGAUUGAUAUGGACAGAGAUGAAGUUUAUUUUCAAGACAAUGAUGUCGAUUACUACAUUCGGUUUCAAGGAAGAAGUUUGAAAAUUAGAACAGCAAAUCUUCAAGUAAAUCAGCCUACGGGAAGUAGAGAAGAGAAUGAAGCCAUCGAAGAAUUGAUUAGUCAAUAUGAAGAUAUUUUUUCAACCAAGCCAGGAUUAGUCAAGACGAAAAAGAACCAACCAGCAAUUACCAUCGGAAAAGUGAAGAAAAAGAAAGAAGAUAAGAAAUUGAAAAAUAUACUCAAGAAUAUCAAGACUGAACAAGAUGAAGACGAGAAGUGUAGUUGGAUCAAGAAAGAAAUUGAAGAAAACAAGCAUGGAAGAGCUGAAAAAUUGAAAGAAAAAUUUAUUUUACAUCAAGAAGUUCUAUUUCGGAAAAGCAAACGAGCUCAAGAGUGGUGGGUGAUUUUCCUACCUUAUAUUCGACACAGAGAAAUUAUUGAACUUUAUCAUCAGCGAAUGGGACAUUUUGGAACUUCGAAAGUCUCUGCCGAGAUUUCAGAAAAUUGGUAUAUUCCCGAUUUGGAGAAGAAAGUUAAACAAUUAUUAGCAGCAUGUGAUUUAUGUCAGAAAACCAAGAUUAGAAAUCAGAAGCAGGAAGGAUUAAUGAAGAAUGUUAUAGCUGAGAACCCAUUGGAUAUAGUUUCAGUAGAUAUUUUCGGUCCACUACCAAGAAGUAAAGGUGGAGUUGAGUAUAUUUUCGUAGCCCUGGAUUUAUUUACAAAAUAUGUGAAGUUAUACCCUAUGAAGAAAGUAAAUACAAGGAUGAUUUUGAAGAAGAUGAUGGAAGACUUUAUACCAAAUGUAGGAAAACCAAAAAUGAUUUUAUCUGACCACGGAAGUCAGUUCACAGCGAAGAAAUGGGCUGAAGAAUUUAGUAACAGGGAAAUAGAAGUAAAGAUGACCUCGGUUUAUCAUCCCCAGUCAAAUCCUGUUGAAAGGGUUAUGAGAGAAUUAGGAAGAAUGUUUCGAACUUAUUGUCAUGAGAAUCAUGGAAAUUGGGCCAGUUGGGUGAAGCAAAUUGAGCUUUGGAUUAAUGCAUCUAUACAUGAUAGUACAGGUUUCUCACCGAUAGAAUUAUUAAAGAAGAAAGAAACCGAUCAGUUAGUAGAAAGUUUAAUUCAGUUUCCCAUGAGAACGGAUUUGGGAAAGGAUAUCAAGAUAAGAUUGGCAAGAGAGAAGCUCAAGAGCAAGGCCGAAAAAAGAAAAGAUAAGCAUGACAAGAAAGUGAAUAAACCUGUGAAGUAUAAACCGGGAGAUCUGGUACUUUUAAGAACACAUUACCAAUCAAGUGCUGUGAACAAAGAAAUAAGAAAAUUUUUCCUACUUUAUGAAGGACCGUUUGAAGUGGUUGAAGAAACAGAAGUUAACGCUUAUAGGUUGAAGAAUCCAGACACAGGUAUGAAUAGGGGUGUUCAUAACGUAGUUAAUUUGAAAAGGUAUAUAAAAAUUCCCCCGGAACCUCAGUUAGUGCAGGUAGUCCAAAACAUAGAUAUAGGCUAGAAGUUUUGUUAGAGUUUUUAAUGGUUUUGUG
Messenger RNA from Photinus pyralis (common eastern firefly), 3769 nucleotides. RefSeq lists its product as uncharacterized. The record is from RefSeq and is a predicted model, not a curated record. NCBI's taxonomy places the organism in Eukaryota, Metazoa, Arthropoda, Insecta, Coleoptera, Lampyridae. Gene Ontology annotation, biological process: DNA integration; proteolysis. The coding region runs from base 1 to 3738 and encodes 1245 amino acids. Gene Ontology annotation, molecular function: aspartic-type endopeptidase activity; nucleic acid binding. The transcript has 3 exons.